Quercus lobata is the source of this 1516-nucleotide messenger RNA. Its product is annotated as protein STRICTOSIDINE SYNTHASE-LIKE 10-like. Bases 229 to 1362 code for a protein of 377 amino acids. Gene Ontology annotation, cellular component: endomembrane system. Gene Ontology annotation, molecular function: hydrolase activity. The record is from RefSeq and is a predicted model, not a curated record. Lineage: Eukaryota; Viridiplantae; Streptophyta; Magnoliopsida; Fagales; Fagaceae. The transcript is spliced from 3 exons.
AAAAUGUAAUAGUUUGUGAGACUUGCUGAAAAUAGGCAGCACGUGUGCCACGAGCUUCAACAAUCAACUGCUUCCCAACAACCAAUGACCAGUCCACUACACACACACAGUUAACAUAUUGUACUUUGGAAACUCAGAUAGAUAGAGAGAUUCUCAGUUUCUCACUCCAAAAUUUCAUCUCAUUUUGAAAGCCCAUUUUCAGUGUAAAACGAAAAAAAAAAAAAAAUCAUGGACUCAAAGUUUAGAGUGACUAUAGCAGCAACACUAGCAGUGCUUUCCAUCAUCUUGGGUCUGUUAAACCCAGCCAAUAAAACUGUCAGUCUCUUUGCACCAUCAACAAUUCCUGGGUCCCAUGACCAGCUUCACAAAGCAGAGAUUAUACAAGUAACUGGAGCUUUGGGACCAGAGAGCCUAGCUUUUGAUCCCAAUGGAGAAGGGCCCUACACUGGUGUGGCUGAUGGUCGGAUUCUCAAAUGGCAAGGUCCUGCCCUUGGUUGGACUGAUUUUGCUUUCACCACUUCUAAUAGGAAGGAGUGUUUUCGUCCAUUUGCACCAGAAAUGGAGCAUGUAUGUGGGAGGCCUUUGGGACUACGAUUUGAAAAGAAAACUGGAAAUCUCUAUAUUGCUGAUGCCUACUUCGGUCUUCAAGUAGUAGGGCCUGCUGGUGGUUUGGCUACUCAAGUGGUCACUGAAGUUGAAGGCCAGCCCUUAUGCUUCACGAAUGAUAUGGAUAUUGAUGAGCAUGAAGAUGUGAUUUAUUUCACAGAUACAAGCAGAAGUUUCCAAAGAAGGCAAUUCAUGUCAUCAAUCCUAAAUUUAGACAAGACAGGCAGGUUACUUAAAUACAAUAAAUCAAACAAAGAAGUAACAGUCUUACUAGAUGACCUUGCUUUUGCCAAUGGAGUAGCAUUGAGCAAUGACCGCUCAUUUGUACUUGUAGCCGAAACCACUACUUGUCGAAUCGUUAGGCUCUGGCUUCAUGGCCCUAAUGCUGGAAAGUCUGAUAUUUUUGCUGAGCUUCCAGGAUUUCCAGAUAAUGUAAGAAGAAAUUCAAAAGGGGAGUUUUGGGUUGCCUUACAUGCGAAAAAAGGACUUUUCGCAAGGUGGAUUCUGUCUAACUCAUGGGUUGGAAACACACUGUUAAGACUUCCACUUAGCUUCAAACAGCUACACUCACUAUUAAUAGGAGGAAAGGCCCAUGCCACUGCUAUAAAAUUAAGUGAGGAAGGAAAAGUUUUGGAAGUUUUAGAAGAUAGUGAAGGAAAGACCAUAAGGAUUAUCAGUGAAGUGGAAGAGAAAGACGGGAAGUUGUGGAUUGGAUCAGUAUUGAUGCCUUUUGUUGGCAUUUAUAAUGUGCAUUAAAUAUUAAUUACUUCAUAUUGAAAUCUGAAAUUUCCUGGAAUCAUCCUCUCCAAAACAAAAAAAAAAUAGUGCAAGGCUACCUACUAAUCACAUCUUCUAGACCCCGCAAGAGUGGAGGCUUUGUGUUUGGGUAAGACCCUUUUUUUUUUUUUUU